CACUAACGCGUGCGAGGCGAGGCGAGGCGAGGCGAGGCGAGCAAAGAGGGAAAAAGAGCGUGUAAAAAAGAAAGAGAGAGGAGUGCGAGAAAGAAAAGGGCUUUUCGUCUCCUCCUUCCCCACUCUCCAUCUCCACCCCAACCCUCCCCUUUCGAUCUCGCUCCCCUAAUCCUAAUUUCCCCCUCAAGAAGCCGCUUCUCGGAGAAGCCCUAAUGGCGGGGGCCCAAGAAGCUAGGGUUUCGGGCGCGGAGGGGCUCCUUUCGACGCCGCUCAUGGCCCGCGGGAUAUGAGCCCUCGGAUCGCCGUGGGAUUUGGGGUCCGGAGCUUCAAAGGACAAGAUUUCGUCCACGGAUGGAGGGUCGUAGAAGCCUAGGCGAUUUCUCCCCGGCAUACAUCAAUGGAUUGUGAUGACAAUGACUUUCAGAGCCAAAACUUUCAGCUAAUUGGGGAGGACAGCAAUAAAUCUCCGCCCAGUUUACGGCCAUUUGCUGUACCGAAAUUUGAUAUCGACGAGCAACUUCAGGUUCAUCUUAGGUUUGACAAUCUAGUUGAGACAGAGGUUUUGUUUGGCAUACAAGGUCAAGGAAACAAUUGGAUUGAAGACUUCUCACCUGUAAGCAGUGCAAUAGAAUUUAGUCCAAGUGCAGCUGAAUCUUGUUCACUAUCUAGGACCAAUAAUGUCUGGUCUGAGGCUACUUCCUCCGAAUCGGUUGAAAUGCUACUGAGGUCAGUUGGAGAUGAUGAUAUGGCACACAAUAAGGAUGGCACUAAGGAUGGAGAUGCACAUGAUCGACUGAAUGGGAUAGAUUGCCAUAUGGAUCCCUCAUGCAGACGUGAUGUAGCAUUAAGUCAGCCUCAGGUUAAAGACAUUUCUCAAACUCCUCUGGACGAGAAAUCUGGAUAUGAAUUAGGUGAAAGUUUGUUGCGCGAGAAGUCAAACUCAGAUAUGAACUCCAUUGCCGAGAAAGGCACCGUAGAUGACAAGUUGGCUUCAUCUUCCAAUGAUACAUCAAGAAGCUGUUUAGUUGUUGAUGAGUAUUUUGAGGUGUUUGAGGAUGAGAAUCCUUUGGAAGAUACUUUAAAGGGCAAAACUGAAGGAAAUAAUUCUGACCCUUCUCCUCUAUCUGUUGAUAAUCAAUUAUUUUCUGAGCAGGUAAUGAAACUCCAGGAGAUUCAUAGGACUUUUGCAGAUAAUUUGCAUCCAAACAGGAAGCAAGAAGCUAAAAGUCAGGUUGCCUCUUUUGAUGGUGAAGGUAAUCAGCAUUCUGAAAGUCACACUGUUGAAGCUGAUCUUUGCAACAUGAAAUCUUUGGGAUCAAUUGAAUUGCUGCAGAAAGGAACCAAUGAAUCCUUAUUAUCUGGGAGCUCUGAUGGAUUAUUGGAAUCUAUUGCUUAUCCAGUAAAGACUUUGAGCAAAGAUAAUGUAACUCACACAGAAACUGGCCUGCACGCUGUGGAGAUAUCUUCUUUAGAUGUGGAAGCAGAUGUAACUAUGUCAAAGCAUUCAGUUGUGGAUGGCUGUGCAAAUAUUAGUAAGCAUUCUGAUAUACGUGAACAACAUGAAGAUAUUGGCCAUUACCAACCCAACUAUCAUUCAAGGGAUCCUGUUUCCCAUACUGAGGACCCUCUUUCAACAAGAGAUGCUGGAGUAAUCAAAACUGGAGAAGAAAGUGAGCUUAAUUCUAAUAGGGAGGUUUCUGGAGAAAAGCAAGACUCCAGGGGCCAGGUUGCCAGUGGGGGCGAGGACGCUAUUUCAAAACCAGGUGUUACAGUGCAAAGCCCAAUCGAGGUAGAUUUAAGAAAACAUGAAACAGAGACCGAAAGAGAGGAUGUGAACGACUUCCCCGCUGAUCCAAUGACUUUAACUUGCCAGAAUGCUGUAGUAGCUGUAUCGAUGAAGAGUACUGAAGAUGAAGAUGCGAAAGAAACUAUUGAUAAAACUGAAAUUACAUUUGAUGCAUCAGAAAAUGUUAUUCGUAAGGAAACUUCACCUUCUUUACCUGAUGACUUGGAAUUGAAUGAUUUAUCUUCUAGCAACAAGAAGUCAGUCGAGACGAGUGACAUAUCUAAUUUGGUGACUGAAUCUAAGGAUGGUCACUUGAGCACUCAUAUUUCUACUACAGGAGAAAAAGAUGCAGAAUUGCCCGUUAGUUUAGGUCCCAGAACAUCCCAAAGUGAAAGUUCCACUGUUAUGGAGGAAAUGAAGUGCCUAUCUGAAGCUCAAAGUACAAAGACUGUAACAGUCAUGAAUAGUUCAUCACCAAGUAAUUUGAUUCAGGAUAAUUCUGGAGUUGUGAGCGACAAGCUCGAUUCUAGUAGGCCCUCCCUUAACAACUUGACUGCUCCUCCCCAGACAUAUUCUGAUGAUACUCCUAUGACAGUGGUAGUAGAGCAAGAAGUGGAACGGUCAUCUUUAUCUGUAUCCGGUUGCAUUGAAUCGUGUGAUAAGAAUGCGGAAGUUGCAGUAACUUCAACUUAUUUAAAGAGUUCGUUGAAUACCCAGCCAUCAGGUGAUGUAGUGGACAGUCCAAGUUCCGCAGAACCUUUUUGUGGUUCGCCUACAGUUAUCAGUUCCAGUAAACCUUCUCAAGAUGAAAGGGGGGAGGGUAGCAAAGAAUUGUCACAGUGUACAUAUCCUGCUUUAGAUAAUCCGGUUCAAAUUUCUGAAACUGGUCAAAGAUCUAAACCGGAAAGUCCUACAUCUAAAGAUGAUAAAAGCUUUUCCUUCGAGGUUGGAUUGGUACCAGAUGCAGAUGCUAAAGAUAAUAAUACCGGCAAUGAGUUAAAACCUUUUCCCAGUAUCAAAUCCAGUGAAACUACUGUGGUUUCAAAAAAGAACUCUGAAGGACACCAUUUGCAUCCUGAAGUUGGAAGUCUUCCUAAAAAUAAUUCGGAGAAAAGUGGUGGAGAUAAGAGUAAACGGGCAUCAGGUCGUUCCUCCAAAAGGAUGAGUUCCUCUACAGUUGCUGCUAAAGAGACCUCGCAGCGAAAGCAGAUGAUAGAAAGUAAUAAGAGUCCAUUGAGUGCUUUGCCUAUUGCUGAAUUCACAGGCAACACCAAGCAUUCGAAGGAGAAGCAGCAACAUCCAACUACUGAGAGCAGUAGGAUCAAAGCCUCCUCUUCUCCAGUUGGCGAGACAUCUAGUUUGCCAGACUUGAAUACUUCAAUUUCGUCUGCAGCAUUGACGCAUCAACCCUUUACUGAUUCACAGCAAGUGCAACUGCGUGCACAAAUCUUUGUUUAUGGAUCACUUAUUCAAGGAGUUCCCCCAGAUGAGGCUUGCAUGAUAUCGGCCUUUGGAGAAUCAGGUGGUGGAAGGACUAAGUGGGAGGGACUGUGGCAUGCUGCUGUUGAAAGAUAUCAGAACCAGAAGUCUCCUCUAAGUACUUCUGAAACACCUAUUGGCUCCCGGCAAGGUGCUCGGAUUGCUGAACAAGCCUCAACUAGGGACGGUGCUGGUAAAAGCAAAUCCUUGAAGUCAGCUUCUAGCCGAGGCGUAAGUAAAGCUAUGCCGUCCCCUAUAUUAUUCCCCCCCGUGUCUUUGCCCUCACCAUCAUGGGCUAUGCCUUUACGUGAUAAUUUACAGUCAAGUGUGCCAAGAGGCACCCAUCUAGAUUUCGGUUUAUCUCCAUUACAUUCAUAUCCAAGUUCACAGAUGAGGCAGUAUGCGGGCAAUGCUGGACCUUGGUUUUCUCACACCCCCCGCCCUACUUCGUGGGUUCUUUCAUCGCAAAGCUCAAUAUUUGAAACUGCCUCCCUGGCUGUACCUGCUGCUGAAACAGCCAAAGUAACACCUCCUAAGGAUUCAUCUAUUUCACCUGCUCCUACUGUUCAACUUGUAUCACCCAGUACUCUGCUAUCCAACCCAGUUUCCGCAAGUGUUUCUGCUGCCUCAGUUGUACAGGUUGAAACACCGAAGAAGGCAGCCAUUUCUUCUUCUAAGAGUGCAGCUAGUACUCAGAAACCAAGAAAGAGAAAAAAGGGUGUAAUUACCGAGGAGCAGGAGCUGAUCAGUGGUGACCGUCAAGUUCAAACAGAACCUGCUUCUGCUGCUCUUGCUAGUAACCAGUCUUCAUCUUCACCAGGUCUUAUUUUGUCUCCUAGUGGUGCCCCUCAAGUUCGGACAGGACCUGCUUCUGCUGCUCUUGCUAGUAACCAGUCUUCAUCUUCACCAGCUCUUAUUUUGUCUCCUAGUCAUCCGAGUAAGGUUGUCUCUGGUGGCCUUGUUCUUACUACCUCUCAGAUUACUUCUUCUAAUUAUCCAAUAAUAGGUGGUGGGGGUACUGAGCAAAGGCCCCAUAUAUUUGAAGAGAUCUUCAAUAGAAUUGAGCAGUCAAAAAAGCAAGCACAAGAAGCUGCUGCACAUGCUGCUGCAGCAGUCAGGCAUAGCCAAGGCAUAUGGAGUCAUUUGGCUACACAAAAGAACUCGGGCUUAGUUGCAGAAGCUGAAGAGAAACUUGCUUCUGCUGCAGUUGCAGCUGCAGCAGCAGCCUCUGUUGCGAAGGCUGCAGCUGAAGCUGCUAAGGUUGCAUCCGAAGCAGCUUUGCAGGCUAAGAUGAUGGCUGAUGAAGCUAUAACAACAGUCACUCCGCAAAUCUUGGAAACUGGACAACUCGAUGUGGGUAAGAAUUUGGCAAUGGUAACUCCAGGUUCAAUCUUGAAAGGGAAGAGCACGGCCCCUGGCUCUUGUUCGAUCAUUUCAGCAGCACGAGAAGUUGCUAGAAAAAGGGUUGAAGCCGCCUCUGCUGCCAGAAAACGGAUGGAGAACUUGGAUGCCGUAUUGAAAGCUGCAGAACUUGCUGCUGAAGCUGUUUCACAAGCAGGAGUAAUUAUUGCAAUGGGAGAUCCUUUACCUCUAACUAUAACUGAGUUGGUUGAAUCUGGGCCUGAAGCUUAUUGGAAGGCUCACCCUUCGGUAAUCGAGAAACCUUCAAACAUCUUGCAGCUGCAGGAGACAUCAGGUGCCAAGCCAGCUAAUGAACAACCAUCAAAUCAGGAAGAGGUAAAGAAAUUUGCUGGUGAGGGGUUACUUUCUGCUAACAAAGAGUCCUUGCGGUUGGAAGAAAAUCAAACAGAUAUAUUAGCCAACAUUCCACUCAAUAGAUCUGGAGAAGAUUCUUCGCUAGGAAGCCUUAAAGGAAAUAGCAUCCGAAAGGGAUCUCUUGUUGAGGUUGCGGUUGAUGAUGAUGGUCUUAGAGGAGUUUGGUGUUCUGGGAGCGUUCUUGAUAUUAAAGAUGAUAGAGCAUACGUCUGCUAUAAUGAUCGUCUUCCUGAUGAUGGGUCCGGUCAGCUUAAAGAGUGGAUACCACUAAUGGAUGACAGUGACAAGCCACCAAGAAUACGUGUUGCGCAUCCAAUGACUACUACAAAAUUUGAAGGAACCAGAAAGCGACGCAGAGAGCUAGAAAACUAUGCUUGGGCUAUCGGAGAUCGAGUAGAUGCUUGGAUAAGAGAUGGUUGGUGGGAAGGCACUAUUACUGAAAAGAGCCAAGCGGAUGAAACAGAGUUUACUGUUCACUUUCCAGCUGGCAAUUCACUGGUGGUCAAAGCAUGGAAUCUUCGUCCAUCCCUAGUUUGGAAGGAUGGCCACUGGAUAGAACAAUCUCGUGUGAGAGAUAAAAACACCAAGCCCUAUGAGGGUGAUUCCCCAUAUGAGAAACGUCAGCGGCUAGGGCAGCUUGAAUCUGAGAGUCACCUUGAUAAUUCAAAGAAACCAGAAGAGUUUGGACACUUUAAUGUAUCCGAAAAGGAUAGAAUUUUUACCAUGGGAAAGAAUGUAAGAAAGGAGGACAGUACCGGUGCACUAGGAGUGAAGAGGACUGGCCUGCAGAAAGAAGGAUCGAGAGUGGUCUUUGGGGUCCCUAGACCGGGAAAGAAGAGGAAAUUUAUGGAAGUAAGCAAACAUUAUGUUGCAGAUAAGGCCGACAAGACCGACGAAGCGAACAAUCCUAUCAAAUUUGCAAAAUACCUGAUGCCACAAACAUCACGUGGUUGGGGUGCUUCAAAAGUUGACCCAAAAGGAAAGCGAUCUAGUGAGCCCAAGCCAAGGGUGGUCAAAUCCGUGAAGUCCCAAAACAGUCAGGGUAGAAUCAGUGGCGAAAAGGAAAAUUUGUCUGUCACGACUAUGUCUGCUUCAAAUGUUGGUGAUAGUGCUUUCGGUUCUUCUUUUAGCAAUCAAGGCAGUAAUCUAGAAAAGAAGAGUGCUCUGGAUCUUGGCUCUUCUCGCAACAGUGCUAAAACAACCGAUGGUUCGCUAGUUGAUUCUAAUGUCGAGCCUUCAGUGGGUCAUCCAGCAUCAAAGAAGAAGCCAUCUACCCCUUCUGAGCCUGAGAUUGGAGGUGGCGGAAAGCUCACUUCUGCUGUGGAGACAUCCACUGUAAAUGAACACAAGGCCUUUGAAAAUUUUGGAAGAACAAAUCUUGACGCAAUUCAACCUCGGAGAUCAAAUCGCAGAAUUCAACCAACUUCAAGGCUAUUAGAGGGCUUGCAAAGUUCUCUUAUCAUAUCCAAGAUUCCCAGCGUUACACAUGACAAGGGCGCCAGGGGUCAACAUAGAGGUGCAUCGUCCUCGUCCUCGCGUGGAAGCACUUUUGGCUGAGAGGAGGCGCUCUAUGUUGUUUGUUGAUGUAGAAGCUCUUUUUGGAAGUGAUGUUCUCUUGGAUCUUGUACAUAACAUAAUACAGAUGUUAUGUUUGGAAGUAGAAAGAUGUCUCAUAUUUUUAGGUGUAAAAUGUUGUAGCCUGCUUAAAUUUGUAUUGUUACUUUAGGUACCAAGACAUUCUCUCUUCUUCAAAAGUUAUUUAUGUGCUGAACCUUUUCACCCCUAAUUUAAACAUCUAGUACUCAAUAGAACAGAAGAAUUGACUCUUGGUUUGUUUUCGUUAAUUUCCUUAAAUGAGUUGCUGAUUCGCUGGA
Molecule: messenger RNA, 6915 nt
Organism: Ananas comosus (pineapple)
Lineage: Eukaryota; Viridiplantae; Streptophyta; Magnoliopsida; Poales; Bromeliaceae
Exons: 16
Coding region: 398-6598 (2066 amino acids)
Source: RefSeq, a predicted model, not a curated record